Molecule: messenger RNA, 4163 nt
Organism: Annulohypoxylon maeteangense
Lineage: Eukaryota; Fungi; Ascomycota; Sordariomycetes; Xylariales; Hypoxylaceae
Exons: 3
Coding region: 439-3924 (1161 amino acids)
Biological process (GO): protein polyubiquitination
Molecular function (GO): ubiquitin protein ligase activity
Source: RefSeq, a predicted model, not a curated record
UUGUAAUUUCCAAAGGCGGUACGAGCCUUUGGGCAAUUUCGACUUGUUAACCCCCAAUCUCUUCAUCUUAAAGACAAUAAUAAUACACUACUACUCUGCCCUACGCACAGUCUUUCUCUUUGCAGUGUUUCUGCUUUUUGUUAUCUAUGUCUUCUUUGAGGACCUUACAUGCAAGAUCGUUGGCGGAUCUUGAUUCCUUCUUGAAUAAGCCGUGGUUCUCGUCAAGAUCCGUUUAGGUGGGUAGGCAUUGCUGCCAUCGAAUCGUUCAAGUGGCAUCCAAAUCGUCACGGGCCUCCUACUUUCCCUACAUCUCUUUAGGCUAGACCUUUCGUACCUACCUCCUUACCUAGAUCUUUCUAGGUAGUGCAAUCGUACAGAUGAAGGGAUAAAUGUCCCUUCUUGCUGCCUACCUUCCUAACUCUCGUAACAACGAACAAUAUGUCCCGUCCUAAUCGACCUUCUCUGGGCCAAUAUGACUUUGCGCUUCGUAAUCCACCAACAAACCAACCACACAAUCGUUCGAGAGCCAAUUCGAGACUUCCCGACUACGAGCCUAUAAGAAUUCCCGAAGUUCAAAUCGAUUCGAGUUCUGACGACGAUAUACCUGUAUCAAAGCCGAGGCGUCCUGCCCAGCACUCUCGUUCAAUGAGCCAUCCGUUUCCCUCGCUCUUUUCUAGCAAGAAGAAGAAGAAUGGUCGAGCCGACGAUCAAUUUGGAGACGAUGACUCUACCGAUGAUGUGAGUCCCAAACAAAACCUACGGCAGAACAUACAACCAAAUGCGGCUCCUAGGAGGAUUCCACGUGGACCGGCAGAUUUCUCGACCGGGAAUUGUAUGACAUGUGCUAGCUUGGUUAGAUGGCCCAAGGAACUUCAUAUCUUCAGGUGUACCAUCUGCUUGACGAUCAAUGAUCUCAAACCAUACGAUUCCACUGCCGGCUUUGGUGGAACACAGCCCGGUACUAGUGGCCCAGUACCACCAAAUGGGACUGAAUCCGUGCCCUCACGGCCGCUUCAACCACCGCCAAACUCCAUUUCACUUGAUCGCACGAGACAUAUUAUAAAGCAAUGCUUGCGUUUGGCAUUGCAAUCUUGGACGUCGGUGCAUCCGGACCGAGAGCUCUCUGAAAACUGGCCUGGCAGGUCCUUGUCUAGGCCAUCUAAUGAGUAUUUUACACGGAACGAAUCCCCGAGUAAGCAAAACAGUUCGCCCAGUUCAGCUGCUAGUCCACCCAGCUAUAUCUAUAAUGCCGUAUUCGAUGAACCCACUGGACUCAACAUUGAACCAAACCCACUAGAUAAUACUCCGUCUACGGCUAGAUCGUACUCGACAUCCUACCCCGAUGCUAGGAGUGCAACAUUUCCUCUUACUAACCAAGUAAUUGGACGUGCUCCUAACCCAAACGUAACGGUUUCGGAAUUGGAGCCCAAGAGGAUUUUCAAGAGACUGGAAGAGUAUCUUAUCUCUUGCUUUAGCUCUCAUGCAUGUGUUAAUAAUUCAUUUGUCACCCGGCACAUGAGCGCUAAUUCUAGGCUUCCACCUGAGAUUGUUAAGAAGCGAGUUGUGGUAAAUAAGAAGGAGCCGGUCCGUGAUGAACCUCCUAUCUCAGAACUCGACGCCAAGCUUUUGCUUUUAGGCGACUUUGCGGAAAAUGGCACGUGGUGGACUGGAAGUCAAGAGGAUGUCGCACCUCCGAAGAGCACACAUCGGCGAAAAGAGAGUAUACCUUCAAUCAUAACAGCUAAAUCUCCUCGGAUCGACUGGGGUAUGGUCAUUGAGUGGUAUCAUGUAAUCAUCAACGCGGCCGAGCUAUGGCCAGAAGUAUAUGCUGAGAUGACACAACUUGACCCAUCUCAAAAACUGGGAGAUGUAAGAUUGCAGCAGUUCGAGGCCUUCGCCAUUGCGGCUCAGGAACAUAUUCAGCGGGUCCUACUGAAAUGCACGGAAACGCUCUUAAAAAGACCUGGACGAUUAAUGGUGGAACCUCAAGCCGUUCGUUUCUUACUGUUGAUGUUGGCCAAUCCUCUCCUCACUUCAGGGUCCAAGUCGUAUACUGGUCGGUACCAACGUCCGAGCAAGGGGAAAGGUCUCGCCGCAGAACAGGAUUCAGAAGAACAGGCCAAACCACCGCCAGGGCGACACUCUGGAAUCAUUAAACGAAUCCUCGGUCUGCUAGCGAACUCGUCGGAACAGUGCCAUCAUCAUUUAGUAACAUGGCUCUCGAGACUACCCGAGCAUCUCUUUCUUCAAAUUAAGGACCUCAUCAGCAGUUUCAUUACCUACCGACUGACCAGACAGAGCGAAAAGAAAGUAGAACCACAAAUCGAUGUGACCGGUGGAUUGAUACCACAAAUGUCCAAUUCUCGCUCUGGAAAUACACCAGCGACACUUCAUGCUGCUUUGGAGGCAUCGAAAGCCAAGAAACAAAAGCAACCCAUCGAACCAAAACGUGCGGCAUAUACAGACGACUGGCAAAUUAGAGCUGCCGCAAAGGUCAUGGCCCUUAUAUUUUCUGCCAAUAACUUGACAUACGUCCGACACAAUAGACCCGAUGGGCGUAGCUAUGGUCAUUUGUUGUCAACAAGUGACUUUUACAAUUCGCUGGUCGAUUGUUUAGACUUCAAAGCCGAUUUUGAGCUGUGGGAAUCGAAAAGGGGCAGAUUUGCUUUUUGCCAGUAUCCAUUCUUUCUCAGCAUUUGGGCGAAGAUUCAGAUUUUGGAAUUUGAUGCGAAACGACAGAUGGCCGGGAAGGCAAGAGAGGCAUUCUUCGACAGUAUUUUGACGCACAAAAACUAUGCGCAAUACCUUGUUCUUAGUAUCCGUCGGGAUUGCCUAGUUGAGGACAGUCUGAAGAAAGUGAGCGAAGUCGUCGGUAGCGGCAGCGAGGAUAUCAAAAAGGGUUUACGCAUAGAAUUCCAGGGAGAAGAAGGUGUCGAUGGUGGAGGGCUCCGGAAGGAGUGGUUUCUACUUCUUGUCAGAGAGGUGUUCAACCCAGACCACGGACUCUUCGUUUAUGACGAAGAUUCACGUUUUUGCUACUUCAACCCCAAUACCUUCGAAACGUCAGACCAAUAUUUCCUGGUCGGAGUACUACUUGGGCUGGCCAUAUAUAAUUCAACAAUACUGGACGUCGCCUUCCCACCAUUUGCUUUCCGAAAAUUGCUGGCGUCUGCUCCCCCUCCCGCCAUUGGCGCCCCUGCUCACUCACGCCCCACAAUGAAUUACUCAUUAGACGACUUAGCCGAAUUCCGUCCAGUCCUUGCAAAGGGACUUCGGCAACUGUUGGAUUUCGAGGGAGACGUCCAAUCUACCUUUUGUCUCGACUUCGUGAUCGAAGUUGAAAAAUACGGUACUAGGGUUCGAGCUCCGCUCUGUCCAGGAGGCGAGACGAAGAUGGUGACGAAUGCCAACCGACGAGAAUAUGUUGACCUUUAUGUCCGAUAUUUGCUCGACACUUCAGUUAGUCGACAAUUUGAACCUUUCAAGCGAGGCUUUUUUACUGUGUGUGCCGGUAAUGCAUUGACGCUCUUCAGGCCAGAAGAGAUUGAGCUCCUCGUCCGUGGCUCGGAUGAAGCGUUGGACAUUACCUCUUUACGGGGAGUUGCCGUUUACACGGGGUGGCCUAAGAACGUGAAUCCCAGGAGAGAACCGAUAGUGCAAUGGUUCUGGGAUACUUUCGAAAGAGCUUCACCCGCGGAUCAGCGUCGGUUGUUAUCUUUCAUAACUAGCAGUGACCGUAUUCCCGCCAUGGGUGCGACAUCACUCGUUAUUAGGAUCAAUCUUCUAGGUGAAGACGAAGGUCGGUUCCCUUCUGCAAGGACCUGUUUUAAUAUUUUGUCCCUAUACCGCUACACCUCGAAGGCAAGAUUGGAAGAAUGUUUGUGGCGGGCAGUAAAUGAGAGUGAAGGAUUUGGACUUAAGUGAGGACGGGCUCAUGACAGCAUUGCAUUGGCGUUUACGGACUCAGUACGAUAACUAGGACUUUCCGAGAAGCCUACGAAUUGACAUUGGGUCUUCUUUUGUCGUGACCGAUAUGGUUCUUUAGUCCUUGGACGAGAGAACCUGUAGCAGAAGUGGCGUUCAGAGAUUAUACCCAACUACGUAGCUGUAUUAGUACAUACAAUAUAUGACAAACGUACUAAAUAAAAAAUGAAAACUUGACG